AACCCCUGUGGAAUCGAUAAGAUAUUAAUCAUGCGGGAAUUUGAACGCAACUAUUUUUACUGGUGGGCAAUUGCUUCUUCUUUUUUCUCGCUUUCUUUCAUUCUUUCAUCUUUAUCAUCACAAACAAUGUACUCCUCUACCAAGGGUAACUCGCCUGUUCAAUAUCCUAUCCAAUGGAUCGCCGGUAUGGACGUCGAUGUCCAGCCCAAGGCAAACCGAAAGACCUCCAUCAUCUGUACCAUCGGUCCUGGUACCAACAAGGUCGAAAAAUUGGUCGAAUUGAUCGAUGCCGGUAUGAACAUUGUUCGUAUGAAUUUCUCUCACGGUGACUAUUCUUAUCACAAGUCCGUGCUUGACAAUGCUCGCGCUGCUGGUGCUCAGCGUCCUGACAACGUCAUUGCUAUUGCCUUGGAUACCAAGGGUCCCGAAAUCCGUACGGGUGCUAUGCGCGAUGGCAAGGAAUUGCCCAUCUCCCGUGGUCACGAAAUGGUUUUCUCUACUGAUGAUCAGUACGCCAAUGUUUGUGACGAUAAGGUGAUGUACGUCGACUACAAGAACUUGCCCAAGGUCAUUGACGUCGGCAAAUUGAUCUACGUCGAUGACGGUGUGCUUUCCUUCAAGGUGCUCGAGAAGGGUGAAGACUACGUCAAGGUUCAAGCUCAAAACAAUGGCAAGUUGGCCUCCAAGAAGGGUGUCAACCUUCCCAAGACUCCCGUCGAUCUUCCCGCUUUGUCCGAAAAGGAUAAGAACGAUUUGCGUUUCGGUGUUGAAAACGGUGUGGAUAUGAUCUUUGCCUCCUUCAUUCGUCGUGCUCAAGAUGUCAAGGAUAUUCGACGCGUCUUGGGUGAGAAGGGCAAGAAUGUCAAGAUUAUCUGUAAGAUCGAGAACCACCAAGGUUGCAAGAACUUUGAUGAAAUUCUCGCUGAAACCGACGGUAUCAUGAUUGCUCGUGGUGAUAUGGGUAUCGAAAUCCCUUGCGAACGUGUCUUCAUUGCACAAAAGAUGAUGAUCGCCAAGUGUAACUUGAUGGGCAAGCCUGUUGCCUGUGCUACUCAAAUGUUGGAAUCCAUGACCUACAACCCCCGUCCCACUCGUGCCGAAGUGUCCGAUGUCGCCAAUGCCGUGUUGGAUGGUGCCGAUCUUGUCAUGUUGUCUGGUGAAACUGCCAAGGGUGCUUAUCCCGUUGAAGCCGUCCAGACCAUGGCUGCUACUUGUAUCCUUGCUGAAUCCGUGCUCUGCUAUCCUCCUCUCUUCAACCAGCUUCGUUCCUUGACCACCUGGCCCACCGAGACCACCGAAACCGUGGCUUGUGCUGCCGUGUCCGCUGCUGCUGAACAGAACGCUGGUGCUAUCAUUGUUCUCUCCAAGUCGGGUCACACUGCUCGCCUUGCUUCCAAAUAUCGACCUGCCCAGCCUAUCAUUGUUGUCACUCGCGACGAACAAACGGCUCGUCAAUCCCAUCUUUCCCGUGGUGUCUUCCCUUUCAUCUACCGUGAAAAUGUGGAUGAGAACUGGGAAGUCGAUGUUGAAAACCGUAUCAAGUGGGGUAUCAUGCAAGGCAAGAAGUUUGGCCUUGUCAAGUCCAACGACUCUGUUGUGGUGGUUCAAGGCUGGAAGGGCGGUCUUGGCAACACCAACACUGUCCGUGUCUUGAUUGCUCCCUAAGCGCAUUUCUUUUUUCACUUCUAUUCUCAAAUAAUUUUGUUCAUUUGUAAUAUUUUUUAUUGUGACAUACAACCUUUCAAAGCAUGGAUUGCAUAAAAUAAAAGAAUCUAAAGUUUUUUCUUUGCAUUUAUUUAAAAAAAAACGGCUUCUUUUUUGACGCGAC
Messenger RNA from Radiomyces spectabilis, 1828 nucleotides. Its product is annotated as pyruvate kinase. The coding region runs from base 31 to 1665 and encodes 544 amino acids. Lineage: Eukaryota; Fungi; Mucoromycota; Mucoromycetes; Mucorales; Radiomycetaceae. Gene Ontology annotation, cellular component: cytoplasm. The transcript has 2 exons. Gene Ontology annotation, molecular function: potassium ion binding; magnesium ion binding; pyruvate kinase activity. The record is from RefSeq and is a predicted model, not a curated record. Gene Ontology annotation, biological process: glycolytic process.